This is a messenger RNA of Selaginella moellendorffii, 1678 nucleotides long. Its product is annotated as thermostable carboxypeptidase 1. The transcript has a single exon. Gene Ontology annotation, biological process: proteolysis. Bases 54 to 1619 code for a protein of 521 amino acids. Gene Ontology annotation, molecular function: metallocarboxypeptidase activity. Lineage: Eukaryota; Viridiplantae; Streptophyta; Lycopodiopsida; Selaginellales; Selaginellaceae. The record is from RefSeq and is a predicted model, not a curated record.
CAUUGACUGUUUCUUAGGGUUCUUGAGUUCUUUGAAAUUUUCUUAGAUUCGCCAUGGCUAUGGAGGCGACGACGCAGGCGAUGAAGAGCUUGAAGCAGCGCCUAGGAGAGAUCGAGGCUCUGGGAGGAAUGGGCAAUCUCCUCUUCUGGGACAAGGAGGUAAUGCUCGCGGCGGGAGGCCAUGGCGCCAGGAAGAAGCAGAUGGAGACCCUCGCGCUCGUUGCCCACGAGCGCAGGACGAGCAAGGAGCUGGGGGAUUGCAUGGAUGCGCUCCACAAGCAUCCGGAUCUGCGGGCUGUGCUCUCGCCAAUGGAGGCCGCGACUGUGAGGGAGGCGAGGAGGGACUACACGCGCGCGACGAGAAUGCCGACGGAGCUAGAGGUGAGAUUGGCGGGUCUGCGAUCUUCCGGCUACGAUGCGUGGAGCAAGGCUCGCGAGACGAGCGAUUUCCAGAUCAUGGCACCGGCGCUCGAGGAAUGGCUGGAGGCUCUCAAGGAGGAGGCGGCAGCGGUGGCUCCGGAGAUGCGUCCCUACGACUACUGCCUGGACAAGUUCGAGAGGGGCGCCACGGUCGAGAAGAUCGACGCCAUGUUCUCGUCGAUCAAGCAGCCGCUCAUCGAUCUGCUGCGAAAGGUGGUGGCCGAGAACAAGAGCGUGGCAAUCCCAGGCUGGAGCGAGCUCAAGUUCCCGCUGGAUUCGCAGAAGAAGCUCGGCGAGAAGGUCGUCCGGGAGAUGGGAUUCAAGCUCGAAAAUGGCAGGCUGGACAACUUUGGCGGUCACCCCUCGACGACUUCCGUCUCCAGCCCGACCGAUGUGCGCCUCACCACUCGCUACCUCGAGGACAACUUGAUGUUUGGGAUUGGAGCGACGAUCCACGAGGCCGGGCAUGGAUUGUACGAGCAAGGCCGGGACUUGGAGGCCUCGGAGAACGGGCUCAUAGCCUCCGGGCCCCCGAGCUUGGGACUCCACGAAUCCCAGUCGCUGCUCUGGGAGAGAUCCGUGGGACUGAGCCGCGAGUUCUGGAGCCACUACUGGAGCCGCGGCGUCGUAGAGGCCUUUCCUGAGCUGGAGAGCUCGCUGGGGAGGAUCAGCCACGAGGAUUUCUACCGCCAGAUCAACGUGGUGAAGCCCGGCUUCCAGAUCAGAGUGGACACCGACGAGCUCUCGUAUCCGUUGCAUGUCCUGCUGCGCUACGAGAUCGAGAAGGGGCUGUUUGACGGCAGCUUGAGCGUCCAGGAGAUCCCGGGAGUUUGGAAGGCCAAGAUGGAGGAGUACGUUGGCGCUGCUCCAAAGGAUGAUGCCGAGGGGUGCUUGCAAGACGUGCACUGGGGGAUGGGAGCUUUUGGUUACUUCCCAACUUACGUGAUUGGAGCGAUCUAUGCGUACCAGAUCUUUGAUGCUGCGGACAGGGAUAUGGGUGGCGAGCUCCGGCAACAAGUUGGAGAGGGAAGGCUGUUGCCACUGAGAGAAUGGCUCCGGGAUAAGAUCCACAGCGUUGGGAGUGUGUAUGAGACUGCGGAGGAGCUGGUGGAGCUGGUCACUGGCAAGCCUAUGGAUACGGGGUUGUAUUUGGGCCAUCUUACCACCAAGUACGCGGACAUAUACUUGAACGAUGGCUAAAUGUCUAGUGUUUUCACUUAUAAAAUUUACAAUAAAUGAGAAUCUGUGGAUUGGAAGUA